AUGGCUACGGGAUUCGGCAAGAACUUCACGGCUUGCCUCAUCUUGAUAGCUGCUGCGUUUACGGUCGCAGCGGCGGAAAAGUUCACGAUACGGAACGAGAUUCGGGGGGCGAAGGGACGAGACGGGAUACUGGCGGUGAGAUGCUGGUCGAGAGACGACAAGCUCGGUCUGCACCAGAUCUUUCCCGGACAGUCCAGGAGCUGGGAAUUCAAACUGGCGGUCAGGUUCUGGCCGUUUGCGUACACCGAGUUCCGGUGCCAGUUCCGAACGGCUUUCGGGACGACUCAGGACGAAAACGUCGUCGUGUUCGAGGAUAACGAGGACUUCAGACUCGGAUGCGACAAACCGAAAGGGCAGGAGUGUGUUUGGGUCGCGAAGAGGAGCGGUCUGUACCUAAGGAAGAAGAUCGUAUGGUUCAAAGAACGUCACUACGAGGACGUAUUGAAGAGCAAAUGGGUUUGGGGAUGGUGA
This is a messenger RNA of Tarenaya hassleriana, 471 nucleotides long. RefSeq lists its product as uncharacterized. The record is from RefSeq and is a predicted model, not a curated record. Bases 1 to 471 code for a protein of 156 amino acids. Lineage: Eukaryota; Viridiplantae; Streptophyta; Magnoliopsida; Brassicales; Cleomaceae. The transcript has a single exon.